GCGGGCACCGUGCGGGGUAGCGCGUCCGCCCGCCGCGCCCGCGGGAGAGGCGAGGCGGGGCGGGGCGGAGCGGAGCGGGGCGGUCCCUCCCUCCCUCCCUCCCAUGUGGGCGGAGCUGAGCCGACAAGAUGGCGGCGGCGCGAAGGGCGGGGAAGGUGUUGAGGUUGGCGGCCGGAACGCCGAGCCUUGCUUUUACUCGUUCCGCAUUUGUUGCAAGAAAACGUAAUUAUGACCAACCAAACUGGCUUGGAGUUGGCUUGGCCUUUGGCACCAGUGCUGCCUUGUGGGCUUAUCUUUUCAAGCAACAUAAUGAUGAUGUAAUGGAGUAUGAAAGAAGAAAACAAGAGAGACAACAUAAGUGUACAGAUUGCUCCUAGUUGACGGUAUGCUCAGUAAGAAGCAACAUGCUCACCACUUGUCCUGCAAAUAAAUGAGCGCAGCAGAAGUACAAAGUAUCUAAAUACUUACAUGUUCAUACAUUUCAUGUGCAGAAUUAUGAAAUAAAUUAUAAAGUAUGAAAGAAACUUA
Strigops habroptila (Kakapo) is the source of this 528-nucleotide messenger RNA. RefSeq names its product NADH:ubiquinone oxidoreductase subunit C1 (gene NDUFC1). Gene Ontology annotation, cellular component: mitochondrion. The transcript is spliced from 4 exons. The record is from RefSeq and is a predicted model, not a curated record. Lineage: Eukaryota; Metazoa; Chordata; Aves; Psittaciformes; Psittacidae. Bases 129 to 377 code for a protein of 82 amino acids.